This is a messenger RNA of Ornithorhynchus anatinus (platypus), 2672 nucleotides long. It is a transcript of the gene SDAD1, whose product is annotated as SDA1 domain containing 1. NCBI's taxonomy places the organism in Eukaryota, Metazoa, Chordata, Mammalia, Monotremata, Ornithorhynchidae. Bases 110 to 2170 code for a protein of 686 amino acids. Gene Ontology annotation, biological process: ribosomal large subunit biogenesis; ribosomal large subunit export from nucleus. Gene Ontology annotation, cellular component: nucleolus. The transcript has 22 exons. The record is from RefSeq and is a predicted model, not a curated record.
GGACCGGAAGUGGCUCCCUCCGGCCUCCCAGACGCCUCCGGGGCCGGGCCAGGACAGGCCCCAAGCAGACCCAGGCCCAGAACUAGGCCGCAGCGCGGCGGACGCAGAGAUGUCGGGCAGGAACAACAACAAGCUGCCCGGUAACCUGCCCCAGCUCCAGAACCUCAUCAAGCGGGACCCGUCCGCCUACGCCGAGGAGUUUCUGCAGCAGUACAACCACUACAAGUCCAAUGUGGAGAUUUUCAAGCUGCAGCCGGAUAAACCCAGCAAGGAACUGGCCGAACUGGCGAUGUUCUUGGCCCAGGUGGGGCACUGCUAUCCGGAACACCUGGCCGACUUCCCCCAGCACCUCAAAGACCUGCUGAGGUACAACCACACCCUCCUGGAUCCCGAUCUUCGGAUGACGUUUUGCAAAGCUCUGAUCUUGCUGAGAAACAAGAACCUCAUCAACCCAACCAGUUUGCUGGAGCUCUUCUUCGAACUCCUGCGCUGCCACGACAAGCUCCUGCGCAAGACGUUGUACACUCAUAUCGUGACUGACAUCAAGAAUAUAAACGCCAAGCACAAGAACAACAAAGUGAACACGGUCCUGCAGAACUUCAUGUACACCAUGCUGAGGGACAGCAACGUCAUCGCCGCCAAGAUCUCCCUGGACGUGAUGAUCGAGCUCUACAAGAGAAACAUCUGGAACGACGCCAAAACGGUGAACGUGAUCACCACCGCGUGCUUCUCCAAGGUCACAAAGAUCCUGGUGGCCGGUUUGAAGUUCUUCCUGGGGAGGGACGAGGACGAGAAGCGAGAGAGCGAUUCCGAGUCUGAGGACGAAGGGCCGACGGCCAGGGACUUUCUCAUAAAAUAUGCCACCGGAAAAAAAUCUUCCAAGCACAAGAAGAAGUUGGAAAAGGCCAUGAAAGUCCUGAAAAAACAGAAGAAGAAGAAGAAGCCGGAAGUGUUCAACUUCUCAGCCAUUCACCUGAUCCAUGAUCCCCAAGACUUCGCGGAGAAACUCCUCAAGCAGCUGGAGGGCUCCAAGGAGAGGUUCGAAGUGAAGAUGAUGCUGAUGGACCUCAUCUCCCGACUGGUGGGAAUCCAUGAGCUCUUCCUCUUUAACUUCUACCCCUUCUUACAACGCUUCCUGCAGCCCCACCAGAGAGAAGUGACCAAGAUCCUUCUCUUCGCCGCCCAGGCCGCCCACCAGUUGGUCCCCCCGGAGAUCGUCCAGUCGGUGCUGACGACCGUGGCCAACAACUUCGUGACGGACAAGAACUCGGGGGAGGUGAUGACCGUCGGGAUUAACGCCAUUAAAGAGAUAACGGCCAGGUGUCCGCUGGCCAUGACGGAAGACCUUCUCCAGGACUUGGCUCUCUAUAAGACCCACAGGGAUAAGAACGUGAUGAUGUCCGCCCGGACCCUGAUCCAGCUGUUCCGGACGCUGAACCCCCAGAUGCUCCAGAAGAAGUUCAGGGGUAAACCAACGGAGGCCUCCACGGAGGCCAGGAUCCAAGAGUACGGCGAAUUAGAUGCCAAAGAUUACAUCCCAGGGGCAGAGGUUUUGGAGGUCGAGCAAGAGGACGCCGACGGAGACGGAUGGGAGAGCGCCAGCCUCGGCGAAGAGGACGACCAGGACGGCGAAUGGAUCGACGCGCAUCGCUCGUCCGACGAAGAGCGGCGGGCGGCGGCGGAGGAGCAGCCGGAGGGCACGCCCGCCGAGGAACGCAAAGCCAAGGCCACGGCCGUCAGCGCCAGCCGGGUCCUGAGCCAGGAGGACUUCCGGAAAAUCCGCCUGGCCCAGCUGAGGCGCGAGGUGGACGCCGCCCCCGGGAAGGCCCAGAAGAGGAGAGACGUCGAAAUGGACAGCGACGAGGAGAGCAGGGGCGAGCUGCUCUCUCUGCGGGACAUCGAGCACCUGCAUAAGAAACCCAAGUCCGACAAGGAGACCAGAUUGGCAACGGCGAUGGCCGGGAAGACGGACCGGAAGGAGUUCGUGAAGAAGAAGACCAAGGUCAACCCGUUCUCCAGCUCCACGAAUAAAGAGAAGAAGCGGCAGAAGAACUUCAUGAUGAUGAGAUACAGUCGCAACGUCCGGUCCAAGAACAAGCGUUCCUUCAGGGAGAGGCAGCUGGCCCUCCGGGACGCCCUUUUGAAAAAGAGGAGACGGCCGAUCAAGUGAGCGUCGGGGAGCGGAGAUGGAGGACUGCGUCCGCGGGGACCCGGGCGCCCGAGGGAGCUCUCUGCAGAGAACUGAAGGACGACCCCCGGGUUUUGGGGAGCGGGGGGCCCCCUCGCCUCGUUAUCCCACGCGGAGCCGCGCCCGGGGGCCGCUCUGCGUGGAGAUGGGGUUGCCCGACGACCAGGGACGGCAUCGGGUCGACGGCUUCGUCCGCGCCGCUCUCGCGCGAGGGAACGAGAAAGGAAAGGAGACGGUCGGGCUCGGAGAUCGACCGAGAGGAAAAGCGGUUCCUUGGCUCUCUCCCGCCCCCCGGAUCUCCCUUUUCCUCCCCGAGGUCAGCUCUCUGCGGCCAGUCGUGUGGGAAAACGACACCGCGCCUCUCUCCCCCCGUCCCCCGUCUCUGAAUUUUCUGAUCCCCUGGGUUGGCUCGGGCCCGGGGGGGGAGAUGAGGCGUCCCGAAGACGGGAGAUGCAGGCUCAAUAAAUAAGCGCGCGGAUAACGA